ACCGCCGCCCCCACAUCUAUCCACCCGCCCGCCCGUCCGUCCGUUCGUUCGUCUCCACGCGCAAACGAGAGAGAGAGAAGGCUAGGUCGUCGUCGUCGUGAGGCGGAGAGAUCUGGGAGGAGGAGGAGCGAUGGACGGGAAGCUACCCCCGCCGAACCCGAACCUGCCGUACCGGGAGGACUGCUGGAGCGAGGGCGAGACGGCGGCGCUCGUCGACGCCUGGGGCUCGCGCUACCUCGACCUCAACCGCGGGAGCCUCCGCCAGCCGCAGUGGCGGGAGGUCGCCGACGCCGUCAACUCCCGCCCGGGGGCCUCCGCGCGCGGCCGCCCGCCGCGCACCGACAUCCAGUGCAAGAACCGCGUCGACACGCUCAAGAAGAAGUACAAGGCCGAGCGCGCGCGUGGCGGGCCGUCGCCGUGGUCCUUCUACGGCCAGCUCGACAUCCUCGUCGGGCCCACGCUCAACGGCACCAAGAAACCGUCCCCGCCGCGCGCCGCGCUGCCCGUGUUCCGGAGGCGCCAGACGCCGCCGCGCUCCCCGUCGCCGCAAUCGCCGCCGCCGCUUCCCGUGGCCCUCCCGCUGCACAAUUACCGCCGUGGCUCCGACCUCCCUUCCGCAAACUUCAUCCAUAAGGCCGCCGCGGCGGCCGCCGCCGCCGCCGCCGCCGCGGAGUCCGACUCGGAAGAUGGCUACAACAACAACGAGUACGACGAUGACGAAGGCUCUCAGCAGUCGCCGUCACGUUCUGUAUCUUCUCGCUCCGGUGGUGCUCCUGCUGUUGGCACCAAGAGGAAGAGGCGCAGCGGGAGCGGUGGAUUCGGGGAGCUAGCGAGGGCAAUCGAGACCUUCGCGGAUAUGUACGAGCGCAUGGAAGCAGCCAAGCAGCGACACGCAGAGGAGAUGGAGAGGCAGCGAAUCAAGUUCCUCAAGGAUCUGGAGCUGAAGCGGAUGCGGUCUUUUGUGGACAUGCAGCUGCAGCUUUCGAGGGCAAAGCACGCCAGGAAGGGUGAUGCUUCCUCGGAGAUGCUCAUGUCUCUCGCUGCACUGCCCUUCCUCAGCAGCUCUGCUUAUCUUUAAGGGCCUGUUCAGUUAGGGAUGGAUUCUCCAAUCCCCUCAAUCCACCCCUAGCCUUAAAUUGGAAGAGUUUGGUAAAGGAAUAUUUUGACCUUCAAUUAGGAAUUUAGGAUACAGUGAGUUGGUUGCUGUGCUAGACUUGUUCGUGGAUUGUUUGUGUUUCCUAAGAUACUGUAAUUUUUCAUACGAACCACGGAGGUAUUGCAGGUCUUCAAAAUUUAAAUGUACCUUGCAAUGCAUUAUGCCCAAGUUUUUUCUUAGAUGGAAUGAAAUUUACUGGUUUACAACA
This is a messenger RNA of Zea mays, 1364 nucleotides long. RefSeq names its product 6b-interacting protein 1. Gene Ontology annotation, molecular function: transcription cis-regulatory region binding. NCBI's taxonomy places the organism in Eukaryota, Viridiplantae, Streptophyta, Magnoliopsida, Poales, Poaceae. The coding region runs from base 131 to 1078 and encodes 315 amino acids. The record is from RefSeq and is marked validated. Gene Ontology annotation, cellular component: nucleus. The transcript has a single exon.